UCAUCACCCAUCUAGAACCUCAUUGGGUUCCGAUGAACACAGACACACAUUAAAUAAAUUUUAGGAGGAAACCCUAGAAAUUUUCCAAUUAGGGUUUCUUAUUACUGCUAUAUUAUUCUCCCUUUUCCUUUGUAACAUCUUCCAAUUCAUCUUAUUCCAUCGAUUCUUCUUGGAUCAUUUCUGGGUGUAGAUCCGAGCUAUUAUUUGUAAGUGAUCCCAACCGGUUUAGAUUUGCAAUCUCCUUCAGAUCAAUCUGGAUUUUAGUUCGAUUAUUCAUUUUAUGUAUUGAAUUAAGUUAUUGGUUGAUGUAUCUCUGUUUCAUCUGCUGCUAAUUGAGUUCAGUAUUGCCUCUGAAUUCAGAGAAUUAGGGGUUAGGGUAUCAGUUUAAGGGUUUUCUUAAAGUUAAUUUUGUAAUGCCAGUACUUUAGCUUAGUUAGAGUUUGAUCAUUACAUUACAUUGGGUUUCUGUGAUAUCUGAUGAGACGUCGUUCAUUGUCAACUAAUCCGGCCGAUCAGAUGGAGAAAUUGGUCGGGAAGAAUCAACAAACGAGAAUCUGUGCAUUAGCAUCCUUGUCUGCUGCCUUUUGGUUCAUUUUAUUUUACUUUCAUUUUAGUGUUCUUAAUAAUGGAAAUGUUGUUGAAAAGUCAUUAGAUGUAGAACCUCAACAACCACAACACCAACCUAUAAAUCAACAACAACCACCAAGACACUAUCCUAUUCAUAUAGAACCAAAGAAAGAGAUCAUCAAGCCAGUUGAGUAUUUAUUUACACCGGCUCUGAAAACCAUUGAGAAUAAGAGUGAUCCAUGUGGUGGAAGAUAUAUCUAUGUUCAUGACCUUCCUCCUCAAUUCAAUGAAGAUAUGUUGAAAGAAUGUAAGAGUUUAAGUCUUUGGACCAAUAUGUGUAAAUUUACUAGUAAUGCAGGCCUUGGUCCUCCACUAGAGAAUAUCGAAGGUGUCUUUUCUAAUUCUGGGUGGUAUGCGACGAAUCAGUUUGCAGUUGAUGUCAUCUUUAGUAACCGGAUGAAGCAAUACGAGUGCUUAACAAAAGAUUCUUCUAUUGCUGCUGCAGUUUUCAUUCCCUUUUAUGCAGGGUUGGAUAUCUCUAGAUAUCUGUGGGGUCAUAAUAUUUCGACCAGGGAUGCAGCAUCUCUGGCUUUGGUUGAUUGGCUUACGAAAAGACCUGAGUGGAAUGUUAUGGGGGGAAAGGACCAUUUUUUAGUUGCUGGAAGGAUAACAUGGGAUUUCAGGAGAUUAAGUGAAUCUGAAUCAGAUUGGGGUAACAAGCUUUUGUUUCUUCCUGCUGCAAAAAAUAUGUCGAUGUUUGUUGUAGAAUCAAGUCCGUGGAACGCAAAUGAUUUUGCUAUACCUUAUCCUACUUACUUCCACCCUGCAAAGGAUGCUGAAGUGUUCACUUGGCAAGAUCGGAUGAGGAAGUUGGAGCGUCCGUUUCUCUUCUCGUUUGCUGGAGCUCCACGGCCUGAUAACCCAAAAUCAAUCAGAGGACAACUUAUUGAUCAAUGUAGGAAAUCCAAGCUUGGAAAGUUGCUCGAAUGUGAUUUUGGGGAGAGUAAAUGUCACUCUCCGAGCAGUAUAAUGCAGAUGUUCCAGAGUUCCAUAUUUUGCCUGCAGCCUCAGGGCGAUUCAUAUACUCGGAGAUCCGCUUUUGAUUCAAUGUUGGCAGGCUGUAUACCAGUGUUUUUCCACCCUGGUUCAGCUUAUACACAAUACACAUGGCAUCUUCCGAGGAAUUUCUCAAAGUAUUCGGUUUUCAUUCCUGAGGAUGGUGUUCGUAAUAACAUUAGUAUAGAGCAAAGGCUUAUUCAAUUUUCUGCGGAAGAUGUUAAGACAAUGAGGGAGGAGGUUAUUAACCUUAUACCGGGUCUGAUCUAUGCAGAUCCUCGGUCUAGGUUGGAAACCUUCAAAGAUGCCUUUGAUGUAGCAGUUCAGGCAAUCAUUGACAAAGUUACAAACUUGAGGAGGGAUAUCAUUGCAGGACGCACAAAUGAUGAUUUUAUAGAGGAGAACAGUUGGAAAUAUGAAUUAUUAGAGGAAGGACAGCGUGAAGUAGGAGCUCAUGAGUGGGAUCAUUUCUUCUCCAAACCAAAAUCGGAAAUUACUGCAGAAGCUGAAGCCGCCAAAAACUCAUGGAAGAAUGAACAAAGAGAUGGAUCAUGAGUAGCACAAAAACUUUAUUCGUAGGAAGCAGGUUUCUGUCAAGAUGUCUAGUACUCUGAUUCUGGAGCUUCAAGCAAGGCUAGUGGGGAGUCUUCAGUAAUUUGUUGCAGGUAUGGAUUCUGAUAAAUCCAUGUAUGAUGUACUCAUCCAGAGAAUCUAGUCAUCGAAAUCCCAUUUGUACAACCUUGUUUAACCUAAAUACAGGAAUAGAUAAUCUCUUUCAAAUUUUCAAUAUAAUUCUUUCUUUCUAAAAAGUUAACAAUAUAUAAUUUUUGUUCUCAAGGAUAAUGUUGCUUGAUUCUUUAUUUUGUUGUUACCUUUUUGAACCUGCAAUGCAACUGUAAAUUGGGGAAA
Molecule: messenger RNA, 2532 nt
Organism: Papaver somniferum (opium poppy)
Lineage: Eukaryota; Viridiplantae; Streptophyta; Magnoliopsida; Ranunculales; Papaveraceae
Product: xyloglucan galactosyltransferase MUR3-like
Exons: 1
Coding region: 478-2178 (566 amino acids)
Molecular function (GO): glycosyltransferase activity
Source: RefSeq, a predicted model, not a curated record